CGCACCAAGCAUGUUAACUCAUUUCCGGUAAGAAUUGCUGAAGCGGAGAACAGACAGAUUUCUAGAUUUCCAUCCAAACAUUUUAUACAUUAAAUGGAACAAGACAGCUGUCAAACUCUUGAACGCGCCAAUGUUGAGUUUAAAAAACGUAAUUUCAAACAGGCAGAAGAGCUAUAUACAAAGUUCCUCGCAUCAUGUUGGCAAACAAGAAAAUGUGAUGCCAGUGACCUUGCUACUGCUCUCAACAACCGUGGGCAGAUAAAGUACUUCAGGGUGGAUUUUCGUGAAGCAAUGGAGGACUACACUUCUGCAAUUGAGGCCAACUGCCAGUUCGAAGUACCAUUCUACAACAGAGGACUAAUACAUUAUAGAUUAGGUUUUUUCCAAGAUGCAGAGAUGGACUUCAAGAGGGCCCUAGAACUCAACCCUAACUUUGAAGAUGCCAAAGUGAGCUUACAGCAAACAUUGUUGGACCAAGAGCACAAGAUCAAUAGGGGAUAUUGAGAAUGUAUUAGGUCUGCCCUUAUCUUCAGUCAUCAAUCCAAUCUCAACAAAGUAGUUGCCAGUAUGUCUGCAAUUUGUAUAAGCACAAAAAUGUGUCCAUGUAUGAUACUGAUGUUUUAAGAAUGUUUUUCUUGAUAUGUAAAUUCACACCAUACCCAUACUUAGCUAAGAAUUUAACUCCAGUGUUUGACAACAAUGAACUCCGAUGCACUCAUACUAAUGAAGAUGAUAAUGAUGUAAUGUGUACAACACAUGUUUUUUUUAUGCAAAUAAAUUAUUCUGUGAUAUAAUUUGAUGCAAACCAUAA
Molecule: messenger RNA, 811 nt
Organism: Coregonus clupeaformis (lake whitefish)
Lineage: Eukaryota; Metazoa; Chordata; Actinopteri; Salmoniformes; Salmonidae
Gene: ttc32
Product: tetratricopeptide repeat domain 32
Exons: 3
Coding region: 94-504 (136 amino acids)
Molecular function (GO): protein binding
Source: RefSeq, a predicted model, not a curated record